Molecule: messenger RNA, 1118 nt
Organism: Lathyrus oleraceus (garden pea)
Lineage: Eukaryota; Viridiplantae; Streptophyta; Magnoliopsida; Fabales; Fabaceae
Product: calpain-type cysteine protease DEK1-like
Exons: 1
Coding region: 30-1118 (362 amino acids)
Source: RefSeq, a predicted model, not a curated record
CAUGCGUACUGUUUGAGAGGAGAUUAGGUAUGGAAGAAGGGACUGAUCGUGGGAUUCUCCUCUCUUGUGCGAUUUGUGGAACUCUCCUCUCCGUUUUGGGGUUCUCUUCCUUCUCCAUACUUUGGGUUGUUAACUGGAGACCCUGGCGAAUUUAUAGCUGGAUCUUUGCUCGGAAGUGGCCAAAUAUCUUGCAAGGUCCUGAACUCCAUUUACUCUGUGGUUUUCUGAAUCUUUCAGCAUGGUCUGUUGUAGUUUCUCCAAUUAUCGUGCUUAUCAUUUGGGGAUCCUGGUUGGUUGUAAUACUGGAUCGACACCUGAUUGGUUUGGCUGUAAUUAUGGCCGGAACGGCUCUCUUAUUGGCAUUUUAUUCAAUUAUGCUGUGGUGGAGAACCCAGUGGCAAAGUUCAAGCGCUGUUGCAAAUCUGCUUCUUCUGGCUGUUGCUCUCCUUUGUGCAUAUGAGCUUUGUGCAGUAUAUGUUACAACGGGAUCACGGGCAUCUGACCGAUAUUCUCCUUCUGGUUUCUUUUUUGGAGUUUCAGCAGUUGCUUUAGCAAUCAACAUGCUAUUUAUUUGCAUAAUGGUAUUUAAUGGAAAUGGCCUAGAAGUGGAUGAAUAUGUGCGAAAGGCUUACAAAUUUGCUUAUUCUGAGGGUGUUGAGGUGGGUCAUGUGGCAUGUUUACCCGAACCACCAGACCCAAAUGAACUAUAUCCUCGGCAAUCUAGAAGAGCUUCCCAUCUUGUUCUUCUCUAUCUUGGCUCAUUAUCUGUUCUGUUAGUUUACUCCAUCUUGUAUGGUCUGACGGCAAAGGAGGAAAAUUGGCUGGGUGCAAUCACAUCUGUUGCUGUCAUUAUUCUUGACUGGAAUAUGGGAGCUUGCAUGUAUGGUUUUCAACUUCUUAAUAGUCGUGUUGCCGUAUUGUUCAUUGCUGGAACAUCACGGGUGUUUCUUAUUUGUUUUGGAGUGCAAUACUGGUAUUUGGGGCACUGUAUCAGUUAUGCUGUUAUGGCUUCUGUACUUUUAGGAGCUGCUGUUUCUCGCCAUUUAUCGGUUACAAAUCCAUUAGCUGCAAGGAGAGAUGCCUUACAAAGCACCUCAAGUUCAUUCCUCUUGUUGUAG